Messenger RNA from Closterium sp. NIES-65, 3099 nucleotides. The record is from the annotation of a GenBank genome assembly. Lineage: Eukaryota; Viridiplantae; Streptophyta; Zygnematophyceae; Desmidiales; Closteriaceae.
AUGGCGUCAGCGUGCGCGUCCGUGACAUGCCAUCCCAGGUGCACGCUUCGGCUCGCGUCCAAUCAGCCGUCGUCUCUCGCCUCACGCAACUCGCUCACUUGCCGGCCGUCCAAGAGACUAAUCUUCGGACCGGCUCUGAAGCAAUACUACGGCGGCAGGACGCAGCGGAAGCCGCCUCCGUACCCGAUAUACACAAUACUUGCCGACGCAACAGCUUCUACCUCGCUAGAAGACAAACCCGUUACCAGCAAGCAAUCCGUCGCCGUCCUCGAAUGCGACUGCCACGUGGCGGGCCUGCUGCCAGCUGGACGGCGUCAUCAUGAGGGCUCAAACGGUCCCAACGGAUCAGUCAACGGAUCGGCCAGACAGCGGUCAGCCAAGCGCGGGCCGUGCAACGUGUGCGGAACCGGUAAGCCCUUGAAAGCCGUGGCAGUACCGACCGAUAAGCCCCAAGGCAGCAGAAGCAACACCAACGGCGGCCUUUGGGGCCUAGCUAAUUCCCUAGGCGGUCUGCUGACUCCCGACGCUGAUAUCAACGUGCUCUCCUCCCCCUCCCUGCUUUUCCCCGCUUCUGGCGGCGUCGUUGGCGGUGCUGACGACGCGCUGUACUUUACAGAAGACGACGAGGAUGAGGAAGAGGAGCGGCUGUACGACGCAGUGAGUCUCAGCAGCAGCAUCAGCAGCAGCGGCGACGAUGUCAGCAGCGAGGGAGGGUUCAGCCGCGUGAGCAGCACCGGCAGCCUGUCCGGCCUCGACGACCGUGUACGCGUUAAAGUACAUCCGGGGCGAGUGGACAUCUUUAACGGAGCGGAGCAUCUGCGGCUGCGCGCGGACGGGCUGAUGGAGCUACGGCGCGUCAAGGACGGCGUGCCUGUUCUCGUCACCGCGGGGCGAGUCUCCCUUCCUGACACCUGCCGUGACUAUAUCGAGUCGUGCGAGAUCACCGUGCUGGACGAGUCGAUCGGGGCCGUCCAGCUGAAGUGGAUCAACGGCUCUGCGCUGCGCGUGGUGGCGGCGAACCCUGCGGGCGUGGAGAAGGGCGAUCUGUCGGCGCUGCCGUUCGACCGCGACCACGGCAACCCCGCCUCCGACCCCUCCUGGGCCAAGAAGCUGGCGUGCGGGUUCGUGUGCGAGUUCAGCGUGGCGCAGCACGCGGAGGAGGAGGCGCGCGGAAUGGCGGAGGUGGAGCUGGACAUGCGCACCGCGGGGUACUGGUUCGGCGGGGGGCACUACAUGCGCCAGCACUGGCCGCUCAACCGCGGCCAGUUCGAGAUGGGUCCCUUCUUCCCCUUUGACAACGGGCCAAACGGCACCAACACGCUGCUCGCCCCGCAGUGGAUGACCUCACGUGGGCUGCUCGUGCUGGCCAAUCCGGACACGCCCUUCCUGCACGUGGGGCUGAACGCGCCCCACGUGGGCCCCCACGACGGCUGGAUCCAGCGCUCCUGGGGCACGGGCGUGCAGAACCUGGCGCGGGAGUCGCUGCCAGCGGUGGAGAACGGUACGGGGGACGGCAUGCUGCGCCUGCAGGCGCGGGCGAGCUACCGCACGGUGGAGAUGCUGCACCCGCUCCGCGACUGGAUGCCCGCCAUGUGGAAGGAGGAGCAGGACAAAGACCAGCGCCUGAGUCUCCAGUUCGCCCUGUGCGCCACUGCAAACGUCAAGCAAGCAGCGGAAGCCGCGCUGGAGACCCUCCCGCGCCCGGCGAAUCCCCCGCCGAGGGAGAUGGUGGAUGCACCGAUCUGGACGACGUGGGCGCGGUACCACGCCAACGUGACGCAGGCCAAGGUGGAGCAGUUCGCGCAUGAGAUCGUGGGGCGCGGGCUGUCCCGGUCCGUCAUGGAGAUUGACGACAAGUGGCAGACCAAGUACGGCGACUUUGACUUUGACCCCGUCAAGUUCCCCAACCCCAAGGCUAUGGUGGAGAUGCUGCACGCGUUGGGCUUUAAGGUGACGCUCUGGAUCAUGCCCUUCGUGGAGGAAGCUUCCGCCGCCUACCAGGAAGGAGCACCCAAAGGCUACUUCAUCUCAUCCAGUGCACCGGCCACCAAGGGGCUCAAGCCGGGCUUCUUCAAGUGGUGGCAGCCCGUGCCAGCAGCGGCCCUCGACGUGACCAACCCCGAGGCCGUGGCCUGGUUCGUGGGGCGCCUCAAGCGCCUGCAAGCAGAUUAUCUCAUCGACGGCUUUAAGUUUGACGCGGGGGAGCCGUGCUUCCUGCCGCCGCAUUUCGUUACGCACAAGCCGAUCGUCACCCCGGUGGAAUACACACGGCUGUACGUGCAAGAGGUGGCGUCGCAGUUCAGCUACGCGGAGGUUCGGACCGGGCACAAGACCAGCAGCGUGCCGCUGUUAACCAGAAUGGGCGAUCGGUUUUCCACGUGGAGCACGGGGAACGGGCUAAGGAGCGUGAUUCCCACGCUGCUCACGUCGGGGAUUCUGGGGUACCCGUUCUGUUUACCCGAUAUGGUGGGGGGGAACGCGUACUUUGGCAACAAGCCAGACGUGGAGCUGCUGGUGCGGUGGGCGCAGGCGAACGCGCUCAUGCCGGCCAUGCAGUUCUCCAUCGCCCCCUGGGACCUCAGCAAGGAGGCCGACCGCCUCUGCAAGGCCGUGCUCGAGCUGAGGGAGAAGGUAGCGGGCACCAUAUUCAGCCUCAUGGAGGAUGCAUGCUCCAAGGCCCUCGCCCCCGUGUGCCGCCCCAUGUGGUGGCUCGACCCCGACGAUGCUGAGACGUUCCCCAUAGACGACCAGUUUGCGAUAGGCGAUGACAUCGUGGUGGCUCCUGUGGUGGUCAAGGGGCAGAAGAAGCGCGACGUCUACCUCCCCAAAGGCGCGUGGUGCGAGCUGCUGAACCCGUCCAACACGUUUGAAGGCCCCACCUGGCUGGAGGAUGUGGAAGCGCCUCUGCACAUCAUCCCCAUAUACUGCCGAGUCGUGCCGACCGACAUUGCGUCACCAAACCAGGAGGGCGGGCAGGAGGUGGCAGACCACGCAAGCGCAAUGGUGCCGGUGCCCGUCCGGAUAGAAGACGCAGCGCUGGUGAUUGCUGAUAGCGAGGCUCUUGCGGAGGGCUCAGCGACACAAACAGUGAAAUGCUGA